Molecule: messenger RNA, 1788 nt
Organism: Vicia faba (fava bean)
Lineage: Eukaryota; Viridiplantae; Streptophyta; Magnoliopsida; Fabales; Fabaceae
Source: the annotation of a GenBank genome assembly
AUGGACCCGAUCAUCCUCUCCGACGAAGAUGACCCCACAACACCGUUCCAUCUCCGUUCUAAGAAGCGCCGAACCGAACAACCCGAUCCAAACCCUACCGUUUUCCUCAUCGACGACGACCCCACUCCACAGAAGCAGCACGUUCCUUCCUCUAUACCUUCUAUCGUUCCCGAUACUCCAUUCUCCCCUUUAUUCGAUUCCGAAAUUGCAAUCGUCAAAUGCACUAGACCUUCUGAUUCUGCUCCUACUAAUAUAUCAGGAAUUAGUCAAAUGAUAUGUUUGGAAUCAGACGAUGAGCUGGAUAAUUCUCAAAUUCGAAACUGGAAUGAGAAUGGAACAAGGGGGUGUUCUUCUCAUGAAGAAAUUGCUGGAAAUUCAACAUGGACUUACCAUUCAACUGGUUAUGGUUAUGGAAGUUCUCCGGACAGAUAUGUUUCAUGUGAAGAUGUUUCUCGAGCUGAAAAUUCCGGGGACAAUCCUUCAAAUCCAACCUCCUCACAAGUGGAAGAGAAUCCUAAUGAGAAAAAUAUGAGCAUGGAGCAGGAAGAGAAUCCUAAUGAGAAAAAUAUGAGCAUGGAGCAGGAAGAGAAUCCUAAUGAGAAUAAUAUGAGCAUGGAGCAGGAAGAGAAUCCCAAUGAGAAUAAUAUGAGCAUGGAGCAGGAAGAGAAUGUUGACAAUAUGAAAAGUUCCAAAGUCUCUGCAAAGAGCACAAACAAGGCAACUAGAAAAGCAAAGAUGACAAAAGAAGAAAGAAGUCGUUUGAUGGAAGAAAAGAAACUACUGAAGGAACAAGAGAAGUUAAGAAAAGCAGCUAUGAAGGCUGAAGCUGCAGAACUGAAAAAAAUUGAGAAAGAAAAGCAAAAGUGGGAAAAAGGGAAGCUUGCAAUGAAAUAUAUUGUUGCAGAAAUAGAUGCAAAGGUAGUUGAAUCAGGUUCAAUCGGAGGCCAUUUGCUUACUAGGUUUGCUGAAAAAGGGCUUACAUAUCAUAUUACGUCAAAUCCGAUCUCAGGGUCCAUUAUAUGGUCUAUGAAAGUUCCAGAAAGUAUUUCACAACUUUCCACUGAACGAAUUGAGAUUCCAUAUGUCUUACUAGUUUAUGAGGCCGACAAAUUUUGUAACCUUGCCGUGAAUGAUUCUCUUUUUGAGCAACUCAAUAGCAUUCGAAAUCAUUAUCCAGCUUAUACUGUUUGUUACCUCACAAACAGGUUACUUUCUUACAUUAAUAAAAGGGAGCAGGAAAAAUACAAGAACCCAGAAAACAAUACUUGUUGGAGACGUCCGCCCGUUGAGGAGGUACUAGCAAAAUUAACAACUAAUUUUGCCAAAAUACAUUCCAGACUGUGUGUAGAUGAAGCUGAACUAGCUGAACAUGUUGUUGGUUUGACAUGCAGUCUGGCGUCUUGUCAGUUUAGAAAGAAGUUAACUAGGUUAUCUGUAAAUGCAAAUGGAUCUCUUGUUUCAAAGGACAGCGUUGACCGCAACUUAAUAAAGAAAUCCACUUGGUUAAAAGCUUUGGUUGCUAUCCCCAAGGUACAACCGCGAUUCGCAAUUGCUAUUUGGAAAAAAUACCCAACAAUGAAGUCUCUGUUUAGUGUCUAUAUGGAUCCAACUAAAUCGGAGCAUGAGAAAGAAUUUUUACUCAAAGACUUAAUGACAGAAGGUUUGAUUGGUGGUGACAGAAAGUUAGGCGAGGUUUGCUCAAAGCGAGUGUAUAGAAUUCUAAUGGCUCAAAAGGGAACCAUCAGAACAGAUGAUGUUGAGAAUGGUGCUGAUUUCUUUGAACGUUAA